ACUGAAAAUGGCGUCCGGUUAAAGCAUUAUAUUAUAUAUAUAUGUUUGUGUGUGAGUGGACUCUAUCGUAAUAAAUUAUAUAUAGUUUAAUUAAGGUUUUAAUUUACUGGUUUGAAGGAUAUUCGAGUCGUCCUUUUAUUUUCUAGUGUACGUAUUUGAUCGGAUUCUAUGUUUCAUGGACACGAUUCAGAGUUUACCGUUAUGUUGAUUUUACUGUGGAAUAUUAUACAUGAGAUAUAAACGUGAUGCACCACAUCAGUAAAGAUGCUUCCAUUGUAUGUUGACAUUCUAUUUUAACGACAAGAAUGUGAUCAGUACUUCUCCUUCAGUCUGAUCGACAUUUAAACAGGACAUUAACAGAUAUUCUGGCAGCGGAUUUAAUUUAAAGAUAAAAAUAUAACUAACGUUAAAGGGAUUAGGAAACAUUCCAGUGAAGAUAUUCGACAUAGAUGAACCCUAGGAUGUAUUGAAUGCAUGGAAAAAGAUCGAACUAUCGUGCAGUGAAUUAGGAAACAUUCCAGUGAAGAAAUUCGACAAAAAUGAACUCUUGAAUACGUUGAAUGCAAAUAGAACGAUCGAAGGAACGUUCAAUGAAUUAGGAAACAUUUCAGUGUAGAAAUGCGACAGAAAUGGGUGUGUUGAAUGUAAGGAAAGCGCUCUAACUGUCGUUCAGUGAAUUAAGAAACAUUUCAAGUAAGACAUUUGACAGAACAGCUCGCAGAAAGAAUUCUUGGUGGUUUCAAUUGCAAAGAAAACGACCUAAGUACCUUUGAGUGGAUAAGCAAACAUUAAAAUCAAGAUAUUUGACAAAAAAGAUCGUAGAAUGAAAUCUUGGAUGUGUUGAAUGCGAAUAUAAGGAUAUUUAGCGUUUAAUGGAUUUGAAACAUUUUCAGUGAAGCAUUUGGACAAUAACCCUCGUAGAAGGAACUCUUAGGUGUGUUGAAUGGAUUAAGAACCAUUUUAAUGCUUAUAGAAUCAACGUUUGGUGUGUAUAAAACAAAGAUAAUGCCCCAAGAAACGUUUCAGUGGGUUAGGAGACAUUUCAAUGAAGAAAUGCGACAAAAAUGAAAUAUUGGAUGUGGUGAAUGCAGAGUUAAGGAUCUAAACGUGUUUUGUGUUGAUUAGGCAAUAUUUCAUCUGGGAAAUUCGAAAAAGAAAGUCGCUGAAGGAACUCUUCGCUCGUUCGAUUUGAUUAGAAUCUAAUUGUGUUUCGUGUGGAUGAUGACGUAAUAUAUCGAGGCAAGUUUAUAGAGUCUGUGUCAAUGUGUGUUUUCAAAUUACUCGUUGAAUUAAUCAACAUCCAAAUUUCAAAUUACUCGUUGAAUUCAUGAACAUCCAAAUUUCAAAUUACUCGUUGAAUUAAUCAUCAUUCCAAUCUCAAAUUACUCGUUGAAUUAAUCAACAUUCCAAUUUCAAAUUACUCGUUGAAUUAAUUCAACUAGUUCAUUGGUUUUGAAACUUAGCACUAUCUUUGGAUCUUAAAGCUUCCUAUAAAUGUUUAUCCGAAAAGCAGUCAAAUCAGUCUGUUUAAGGAUUUUGCUUAUUACCGUUGUUAUCGUUGUUAUUAUUAUUAUAAUCAUUGUUGUUAUUGCCGUUGUUAUUGCAAAAUUUGCGUAGCCCCACUUUCACUUACAUGAAUUAAAACUGAGAAUAAUAUCUAGAACUAAAAGACAAUAUCACAACAAAAGAAAGACAAAACAAAAAGAAAAGAAAAAAAAACCACAAGAACGAAUAUUACAACAAAACAACGAAUAAAAAACCCCAAAAAACGAAUAUCAAUCAAAAGACAGAAUUACACAACAAAAGACAAAAGACAGAAAAACACAAUAGAAGACAGAAUAUCACAACAAAAGACAAAAUAUCAAAACAAAAGACAAAAAACAGAAUAUCACAACAAAAGACAGAAUAUCACAACAAAAGACAGAAUAACAAAACAAAGGACAGAAUAUCACAACUGAAGACAAAAUAUCAAAACAAAAGAACGAAUUAUAAUGAAAAAAGAUGAUUAAAUCCAUUAGUGUUAAUGCUGCAAUAGUAGCUGUUUACUAUAAGUAUUCACAUAGAAUGUGACCCGUGUCUGUGUAUGCUUUAUUUAACAGUCGCUUCCACCGAAGUGAUAUCACCGACAAGAAAGUGACGUAGACAUGGCUGACUGAUGCUCAUCUGGAUUCAAGUAUACGGUUCACCCUCAACAUUUCUUGUCAAUACAUUACAUUCUCGGCAAUGAUAUUUCCUUAAUGUUGUGAUCUCAUACGCGACUAAUGGAAUUCAAGCAUUCUCGGUUGACUGCUCGCCAUAUAUAGAAAACAAAAGACAAUAAUGUGCAACGAUGUGACACAAUAGAAGCUAUUUUAAUAUUUGAUAAAAGUAUUCUUAUAAUGUUUCUUAGAAACUAACGAACCAAGAGUUUAAAGAAAACAUGUAAUUGGCCAUAUUUAAAAUUGACUUUGCAACCGAUGUGUUACAUACCGCGUUCAACACGACACGCGAGUUUUAGAAGACAACUGUGUCGUACGUUAAUAUAAUUUGUUACACUGUCAAAGAAAAGGUAACUGUAUUUUUUCUGUAUAACAGAUUGAAAUUUGUUUUCGAAGUGGUGGUAAUUUAGGAUAUUGAUUAACGCUAGUUUUAGAAGACAACUGUGUCGUAGUUAAUAUAAUUUGUUACACUGUCAAAGAAAAAAACCUCUUAUUUUUUCUGUAUAACAGAUCGAAAUUUGUUUUCUACCUUUUUGCGAAGUGUUGGGAAUUGAGGAUAAUGACUAACAAUGGAAACUAGAAACAAAUUAAGACAACUUGCCGGAAAAGGGAAUCACAAACAACUGAAGAAAUUUCUUACAGAUACGAACACGAAAGCGGUCAAACAACGGAUUAACGAACCUGAUGAGUCAACGGGUACGACUCCGAUCAUAGAAUGUGUGAAAGCCGCUGGAUCGAUCGUUUGCGAACCAGGAGAAGGGUUCGGGUGGUGCGUGAAAUCUUUUGCGGCUGUCGGAGCUAAUCUAAACUUCCGCGAUAAGUCGGAAAGGACGUGUUUACAUUGGGCUGUGGAAAAUAAGAAUGAUUCCUUGGUGUCCAUCUUGGUAGAAUUAGGAGCUGAUUGUAAAUUACGUGAUCAAAAUGGUUUGAAUCCCUUUCAUUGGGCUGUUAGAACAGGAGACAUGGAGUGUGCUGGAGUUAUUCUUAAACUACAACCACAUAUCGUGAAUGUACCGGAUGUUUCUGGGACCCCUCCUAUAGUCAUGUCACUACAGAAAGGUGAAUAUGAGAUGUGUAGAUUGUUAUUGUCAGGAGGGGCUAAUAUAAACACACAAGAAAAACGAUCACAGAGAUCAGCCUUGUAUUAUGCCUUGUUUCUCAACCAACUCGAUCUCUUUGAAGAUAUGCUUGAGAAAGCUGAUAUCAGGAUCUCGGACCACCGGAAAACAACAAUAAUCCAUAGAUGCUGUGCUGUUCCUAGUCCGGAUUAUCUAAAAACAAUAUUUAAAGUACUUCCGGAUAUUCCGUUAUCCGUGGUAAACAUGCCGGAUGCAGAAGGCGCCUCAGCGGUGAUCACGGCGUGUCAGAAUGGUAAUUUCGAACAUUUAAAGAUACUGGUGGACCGAGGAGCAUCUGUGUCUCUCAGAGAUAAAUGUAAAAGAACAGCUCUUCAUCACUGUGCUGAUAAUCUAGAAGAUACUCGAUGUGCCGAGUUGGUACUCCGUAAAGAUCCCUCAUUAUUGAAUAUAGAGGAUUAUGAAGGGUUGAACCCGCUCCACCUCGCCGUUAUAACUGGUAACAUACCUCUUAUAAGACUGUUGUUAAAACGAGGCGCUGACCUCACGUGCCAGGAUCACGCUAAACACACGGUUGCUCAUUGGGCAACGGUGAGGGGUCUAUCGGAAGUGCUAAGAAUCUUAAUAAAAUAUGGUGCUAAUAUCCACACUCCGGAUGCGCAUAAAGCAUCUCCGUUACAUUACGCCGCUCAGGUAGUAGAACCGGAUGGAACGCAAGAAACGUGUGAAGACGGAACAGAUGUGUUACGGAUGCUGCUACAACAUGAUUCAGCAGUAAAUGCUAAAGAUGAUGAUGGGAGAACACCGGUACUAUGGGCAGCCAGUGCAGGUAAUACAGAAGCCUGUAUAAUAUUGAUAGAAGCUGGAGCUGAUGUUAAUAUAGUAGAUAAACACGGAUUAACAGCUGUGCAUUGUGCUGCGAGCAGGGGUCACACAGCAAUACUACAUUGUUUAAUUAAAGAACACAAAGUAAAAGUAGACAGCGUAGAUAGAAACCAUUGUACAGCUUUAUUCUAUGCUAUAACAUUAGGAAAUAUGGAGUGUAUGAAACUAUUAAUAGAACUUGGUGCUAAUCUCUCUCAUCUUGAUACUAGAGGCAGAACGCCAGCUCAUUGUGCAGCUGGUAAAGGUUCGACAGAAGCUCUAGAUUUGUUGCAUGCACGUAAUGUUGAUCUAUGGAAACGGAGUAUAAAGGGUGAUCUCCCCUUACAUGAAGCAGCUCUAGCAGGUCAUGUUGACGUUGUAGCCUUUUUAUUAAAGAACCGCCCAGCUGAUAAAUCUGUGGAUAUAUUGGAUAAGGCUGGUAGAUCGUGUCUACAUUUAGCUGCUCUAACUAAUAACGUCUGGUUAUGCAAGUAUUUAUAUGACGCUGGUGCUACUAUAAAUCUCCUCAUGAAGUCCAAGGGAAAGUAUUAUACGCCUUAUGACGCCGCUCUUGCUAAAAAUAACAAGGAAGCGGCGGAAUACAUCAGAACAAAAGGCGGGAAAACUGGCAUUUCUAUUACACAUCACUCUGCUCGUGUCAUACAGAGAAACUUCCGCCAUAAAUAUGGCCGCCCAAAGAGUUCCAGGCCCCGUUCUAGGUCGCCUGGUUUAGACGGACGGAGAAAGUCUAGUGUUGGAUCUCCGUACCAAGGUGAACGUCGAUCGUCGCAUCGACCCGGAAGUGGAGAGAAUGUGUCACCCAUGCGUAAAAAUACUUUAAGACCGGAAGACAAUAAAAUGGGUUCAAGUGCUAGCAAAGAUGACAACUCUAGAAAAAUUAGCAACGACAGUAUUGAUUCUGUGACCGAACCAAAACCAAAGAAGACGUCACGUCAGAAUAAGUUAAUCGAGGAGGUACAAGCUAGUGUUCGUCGAUAUGAAGCAGAACGGAAAUAUAUACGUCAACUGCACCAGAUGCGACGUGCGCAGUUGUACAUGAGUCCGAUGUAUGACGUAGGUUUAUAUAAACAUAUGCAGGGCGAUACGGAGAGAUCGGCGACGGCAGCUGGUAAUAAGGAAGGCGAGGAGAGUUCGUUAAAAUCUUUAUCUCAGUGGGAUGAAUAUGUUGAAGAUCAAUGUAAGUUUGUUUCACAUAUACACGAAGACAAGAAACCAUCAUAUCGCAGAGUUCAAAGCGCUGCUCAGCGACAACACAAAAAAUUGCAAUCAGAAAUCAACACUGCCAAGAAACAAACAGAUGAACGGUGUGAAAAGAGGCGAAAACAGGCUCAAAAACAAGAAGAAAAGUUGGAAGCUGAAAAGAAGAAAAAGGAAAGAGAAAUUGAAUUAGCUGUUAAAAGAACGGAGGAUAUGUAUAACAAUAUUGAUAACCAAGCAUCGAAUAUCCUGGAGACAGCUCAAAACUAUAAUAAAGCUGAACGAGAACGAAUCAAAGAAGAGCAGCAAAAACUAAAACCCAAAUCAAGUAAAUCACCCAGAACAGAACCUAAACAAGAAAAGAUUGUUCAGCUAUCCGAGUAUGAACAAGCAGAAAAAGAAAGGCGGCAUAAUUAUCGAGAAUGGCAGAAGAAAAGAUCUGAAGAUCUACGCAAAAGACUUUUACAUGCAUAUCGUCCAUAUUUACCCCAUGAUCUGUUCUCAGAUGAUAAACGGCCAUUUGAUAUUAUUACCAAGUCAACAUGUAGUCGCCCGACUACAUCCUUCUCGUAUAACUCCGUGAGAUCCCGCCCGACCUCAACCUUCUCGAAAAAAUCACAGAGGGAAACGACGAACGUUAUGACGGCAUACGGUUCACGUAAAAUAGUGAUAGAAAACGGUUACAAAGAUAAUCGAUCCACACAAAAUGGCAGUGUUAGACCCAGAGAUACCUUGGUGUUUCUGCCACCGGAAGAAUACGAGGCUAAAGAAAAACAACGAAAACAGCGCGAGCAGGAAUACCGAAACCAACAACAAGGACAACAGCAUAUAGAAACGUGUGCUUAGUUAAAGUUAAUAGAGAAAAAUGUGCUUAAUUACAGUUACUAUGGAAACGUGUGCAUAGUAACGGUUACUACAAAAACACGUGCUCGCUUACAAUAUAAAUAAUCUAACACAAAGAUUGUUUCGCCUUUAAAUAUGCCUGUGACUAGCCAAUUGUGGCCUUAUAUACUUAACUGCCCGGUCACAGUUGAUUGUGUAAGCCUUCGAUCGAUUGCCAAACUGCGACGAUCGCCCCCCCCCCUUUUUUUUCGUAAAUACAAUACCCAGAAACAUAUGAGUGCUAUGUACCAAAAAUGGUGGAUACAUUUUACUGUUACUAACAUAUUUAACCUCAAGUAAUUAAAGCACAAUAUUAUGUUAGAGUUUGAUCGUUUUAUAUCCGUCCAAGUCAAUCAGUCGACUACUUAUUUUUCGCGAUAUCACAUAUGUGACCACAACCAGAAGAUAAUGUUAUUUACAACUAGUAAACUGGUAUUUUCUGUAUUCACCACGAGUAAUAAUUACAGCUCGAAUUAUAAUAAGCAGCAUAUUCUCCAUGGCUUUUGUUUGUUUUUUUACGAGCGUACUGCGGAACAGGAACCGACCAUGACGUCAUCACCACCAUCUCGGAAUUGUGGUGGCAUGUGACAAAUCGAAGCGCAGUUGUUCAAGGAACAAGCAUGCCAAGUUUUAUGUUGAUUUUACGUGAAUUGGUGGAGCUUCAUAUUUCGAAUAGCGUUGCCACCAAGAUGGAGAAAAUGGACUGUUUGUUGCCAUGCAGUAGGCUAGUCUAGUAUGUUUAUAGAACACUUGAUACCAUUUCUCAUUUAAACAACUCGGGUUUUUGUUGUAUGUGGAUAUAAGUCAGAUAUAUAUAACAAAUUAUUAUAAAUAAAUAACUGUAUAAUAGAU
Molecule: messenger RNA, 7090 nt
Organism: Patella vulgata (common limpet)
Lineage: Eukaryota; Metazoa; Mollusca; Gastropoda; Patellidae
Product: serine/threonine-protein phosphatase 6 regulatory ankyrin repeat subunit B
Exons: 17
Coding region: 2768-6202 (1144 amino acids)
Molecular function (GO): protein binding
Source: RefSeq, a predicted model, not a curated record